This is a messenger RNA of Paramuricea clavata, 3352 nucleotides long. The record is from the annotation of a GenBank genome assembly. NCBI's taxonomy places the organism in Eukaryota, Metazoa, Cnidaria, Anthozoa, Malacalcyonacea, Plexauridae.
AUGUCAGAUAUCGUUAAAAUUUUUGACUUGCAAAAGGUAGAAAACCACGUUCAAGUUGUUAAUCCAAAUCAGUGUUUGAAUUAUGUCGGAAAACAGUGUGUGUCUUCUGAACAAGUUGUCUUUACCGUACGUAUCCCAUAUAUUACAUUACGGUAUUGGUAUACUUGCAAAGCCAAAGAUGGUUUACUGAACAAAAUCAACUGCAGCUGGAUCGAAAUACUCAACUACUAUCUGAACCAGAUAAGUGGAUAUAAAAUAAGAGAAAACUGCGAGAGAAUUGAAGGUCGUUUAAGGCGGUUGUGUUGCCAAGUUGCAGCCAAAUAUGUAGGGGCAAAUGGCACAACGUUCAGGAAACUUAACCUUAAUGUAGUCAAUAUUUCGGUACGUGCAGGGGAGUUUCAGACAAUGGCAGAACUAGCAUCUAAGCUAAAACAAGAACAGGCAAAAAACGAACAAAUGUGCAAAGAAAACGAAAUCCUUAAAUCCCGAUGUGAAGAAUUAUAUAGCCAAAUGAGGGAUGCCCAAAAGGCUGAGAAAGAUGCCCACCAGAACUUACAGCAGGCUACGGCAAACAUUGACAUCCUACAGACCGAAAAUCUGGAACUCUACACGUAUAUCGAGAACAUUGGACAAGAUGUUAACUUUGACAACAAAAGUAAAAAGGUUUGUGAAGUUGGCGAACGUCAACAAAGGAGAAAACUAAAAGAACUAAAAACUAAAAUUGAACAAGCACUUUGGUUUGCAAAGACCUUCGGCCUUGAAUUACAAUCCGGUCCAUUAAUCUUUUGGAUCAAAAGGGUACUGAGCACACAAUAACCUACAACGAGUCCAAUCAUGCAAGAGCUUAUAAAGACCUAACUGAAGAAGAGCAAGAAAAAGUAAAAAAUAUCCUAUUUUUGUUAGACAAUUUCUGUGUAAGCGAUGCUGCAUAUCACGAACUGACAAUGAGUGAAGGAGGAAAUCAAUUGCCACGGUCAUACCUCAUCAAACAAUGUAAUGAACAACUUAAUUCACUAUGUCACAUAACAAGGACACCUGGUCAGGCUGAAGGAGUUCAACUGGAUUUUAAGUGGGAAUUGCAAUCUUAUAUCAGAAUGAUGGCAAGUACAUGUACUGUUUCUUUAAAACAUAGGAGCAACAGUUCUCAGAUAUAAGUUCUUUCCCCCUUGCCCUGCUGUACCCGUAUUGAAGUAAACAGUCCCUCUAGACCCCCUGCCCUAAAUGACACUACAGUACUUGAAUCGUGUCUGCCACAUUCAAUGUGACUUUGAUUUUACUUGCUGUAGACUGAGAAAGUAUUUGUAUUAUCGGUACCUUAGCCUUCAUUUUCCUUAGAGUGACUGAGACCCAGGACCUACAGUAUUUGAAUUUCCUCAUCAUGGGAUAUUAACCUGAAUUAGGACUAAAGUUGUACUGUUGACCAUACUAUGUAUUCAAUAGUACAGUAUUUUUUAUUUUGCAGAUUACAAGUAAAGACAUCAACAUUGAUGAUCCAGGCUUCAAGUUAAAGAUCAAGCUUUCAGGGGAUGGUGCAAAAAUGUCAAAACUGACAAAUUUUGUUGUGAUCUCCUUUGCAGUGUUAAACAAAGAUGAUGAUGUAAUGGCCUCAAGAGGUAUAAUCUUAAAGAGUAAUGUAGCAAUAUACAUACAGUGACAUAGAGAUGAUAAAUAAUACUAGAUGGGGCAUCAAGGUUAAAAUUUGGGUACGUGGCUAAAAUGGGGGACAAAUUUAGGUGCCCGAUGGGAAAAUGAGUACACAUCCGGGACUUGAAUUCGUCCCCCAAUAGCCGUAUUCCUUUUUUCGCCUGAUGUUAAGAUUACGAUGCCCCCUCUAGUGUUAUUAAUUAUAAUCUCUAUGUACAGUACAAUCUGACAAACCAUAAUAAUGUCAUCUGCAGGAAACCAUUCAAUAGCCAUAAUCAAGGGUCAGGAAUCGUACGAACUGCUGCAGACUUCAUGUGCUGCUAUAUUUAAACAAGUGAACGUAUUAGUGAAGGAGAAAAAGAUAUCAAUUAAUGAAAAAGAUAUUCCUUUAGAAAUGUUUCUGGCAGGUGAUUAUAAGGUAAGCUUUAUAUGUCAUAUAUAUAUAUAUGCUGUUUUAAUUUAAAUCUGAUGGAACAUUUGCACAAAGCGUUCCUCUUUUCCCACCUCCUGACCUCCCAUCUCCCGACCUCCCAACUUCCGACGAAUGUACAUACAUAUAUGACAGAAAUACAGUAACUAGAGUACAGUAAGCAAGAAAAUUGUUUUAAACAUCCAAAAGCUUAUUUUCAUAUUUCUUAAAUAUGUACCAAAGUUUCUUCUACUUGUCUUGGGGAUGAAGGGAGCAACUUCAGACCAUGCAUGUUUAUGGUGCAAAAUCCAUAAACAUGAAAGGUAACUGCAAUAUAAUAUAUUUUCUUAAAAAUAAAGAACGUAUUAAAAUAUAUCUUCAUCACCAUGGUAAUAAAUAUCUCCCAAAAUUCUUGCACAAUGUGUUAUAGAUAUGAUAUGUCAAAGUCACAGGAAUACUACUGGAGUGAUCACAUUGUUAGAUCCUUGAAAGAGAUCAAAGAGUGUGCAAAAAAGCAAGAAUAUUCCUGUGAGCAUAUGCCACUUGUUAACAUACCCUUAGAGAAUGUUAUAUUAGAUGAGCUCCAUCUGAUGUUGCGAAUAACAGGUACUAAAACAUACCACCAGGCAGUAUGUACAUUUAUUUAUUUAUUAUAUUUCUGAUUCAGUAUCCUGGAACAUUGUUAUGUAUUAUACAUUGCUCUUGUAUUUCAGAUAAAUUGACAAAGAAUUUAAUUGAAGCAGCGCUAGAAUGGGACAAAAAGGACAACCUAAACAAAGCACCAUCCAAAAGGAGUAAUCAACAUAUGGAGGAUCUACUUGAAGCAAUUAGGAGUUGUGGACUUUCUUUCCAGGUUUGGGAAAAAACAAAUGGAGAUGGAAGUGGAAGUGGAAUGUACGAUUUCACAAGUCUGAUGGGGUCGGCUAAAAAGUUAUUACUAAAAAAGUUGCCUGAUAAACUAAAUUGGGUUAUUAUGCCUGACACUGAAGAGGCUGUUAUCAAAUUAUGGAAGGUAAGCCUUCUCGAUUGAGCCAAUGCAGUCUUUUUGAUAAACACAGACUUACAAACUAGGUAGGCUAUAUGUAUCUUGGUAUAUUUGAUGAAAAAUUUAAUUUUUUUAUCUCGAAUUAGGAUUUUGAUCAACUAUAUACCCUGCUGGGUAAGAAAAACCUGAGUGAUGAAGAUAUUCAGAAAUACUUCCUUAAGGUAUUUUAACUAUAAAUAUGAAUUUUGAGGUUACCAUACCCACACGAUUAGCACUAUAAAUUUCUUAUUUCUUCACCUGUAGGAUGAUUAUAA